GCUAAUGGAAAUCAUUAAUUAAUGUCAUUAAUUAGGUUCCGUUAAAAAAAAUGGUCCACCCCUACUUGUAUUGAUGUCAGAUUUUGAAACAUCGUUAAUCAAAGCAGUAAAACGUCAGGCAUGCAUUUUAUCUCUAUGGGAUCCGGGUUUAUGCUUUCAUUCCAUAUAAAAUUGUAGUUAACUCUUAAUAUUUUUCAUAUAGUUACCAACAACUGAGCAUAACGGAUGUUUUUUCCACUUCAAUUAGAGUCUUCAUCGACGUCUGGUUAGUGAAGGACUAGCAAUAGCGUAUCGUGAUGAAGAGAAAGUACAGGGUCUUGCUAAUAUUUGUGCGCAAAGUUCACAAUAUCGAGGAAUGGAAUAUCCAUGUGCCAACAUAGACAUGCAAGAUCGUCUUAUCUCAUUAGUAAACGCAGGAAUUCCGGAUGGGAAAAGUGAGCUGGAAUUGAAAAACAAUGGUUUUAAAUCUGGACGUGCAUAUAAAUUAAUUCAAAAGGAACAACAACAAUUAUUAAAUGUUGUAAUAAAUGAAAUCUGUUUACAUUAA
Rotaria socialis is the source of this 547-nucleotide messenger RNA. Lineage: Eukaryota; Metazoa; Rotifera; Eurotatoria; Philodinida; Philodinidae. The record is from the annotation of a GenBank genome assembly.